This is a messenger RNA of Loa loa (African eye worm), 350 nucleotides long. RefSeq lists its product as hypothetical. The record is from RefSeq and is a predicted model, not a curated record. NCBI's taxonomy places the organism in Eukaryota, Metazoa, Nematoda, Chromadorea, Rhabditida, Onchocercidae. Bases 189 to 350 code for a protein of 53 amino acids. The transcript has a single exon.
AGAAUAUCCCCAGAAUACAACUGGAAGAAUAGGAACGGUACAAGGGCAAACAUAUAAUCAUUAGAAUGAUCGUCAUUGUUGUUGUUGUUAUUAACUUGACUAACCAUAAUAAUUAUCUUCAAAUGAGGGAUAAUUACUGCUGCUAUUGCUGUUGUUGUUGACGGUGAUGGGUGGUGCUUUUGUUGAUAAUGAUGGACGAUGAUGAUGAUGAUGACAAUGUUGAUGAUGACGAUGUUGAUGUUGAUGUUGAUGAUGAUGAUGAUGAUGAUGAUGAUGAUGAUGAUGAUGAUGAUGAUGAUGAUGAUGAUGAUGAUGAUGAUGAUGAUGAUGAUGAUGAUGAUGAUGAUUAG